GCCAGACUGACGGGGGUCCGUUCAGUCUCGUUUCAGUCAUCCACACGCACGCGUAGACGCGCGUCACAUCGCGGAGAAGGCACCGGCCGCUACACGCUUGUUUACAUCCUCUUCGUGCCGCCGUCACGCAACCAACCCCCUUGUGGGCAACGCGCUUAACGAUCGCGCUCGUUAUCGGCGGUGAUAUAUGCGCGUAGUACGGCCGCAGGUGAAGCGGGAAAUCGAUUCGACUCGAGAGGAGCCGCGUGGCCAGCAAAGCGGAAAUAAUGCACGGAAAUCGUGGGACGGUCCUCGUCCUGUACACGAUGAUCAAUUGCCUGAGAUUGGCCUCAUCCUCGCCCACUUCGACGAGCGUGAGGCUUGGCGAUGAGUGCAACCGAGACCGGGAGUGUGAGGUCGGGAUCGCUAAUAGUCACUGCUACUUGGGUUAUUGCCGGUGUCAGCCCUUCUUCGCCGGCUACAAUGGAACCCAUUGUCUCGAAUCGACUCUACUGGGCAACGAUUGUCUCGUGAAGGAACAAUGCUCCUUGAAAGUUGCGAACAGCAGCUGCCUUGAGGGCGUGUGCAGAUGCGAGGAGGGACACUUGCAGUUUCGCAGGCAUACCUGUCUGGGACCGGCCAAACUCGGCGAGGUAUGCUACGAGCACGCUCACUGCCGUCUCUGGGAUCUUGAGUCGCACUGCGAUUUUCUCAUUCCGGACUUAUUCGGUCGCUGCCAAUGCACCGCUCCGAUGCGCCGCGAGGGCAACGUGUGUCGACUUGACAGUCUCGUGAGGCCUGCGCCGCUUCCGGAGCAUCUACCUCCCUCUCAGGAGCCGAUAAUAGGGGAAGUCACUGAGAGCGAACGCGAUAAGGAAACUGUCACCGAAGGACAAAAGAGCGAGAUCGAAGGAGAACAAGAUACAGGUGUUCAGAUAUCUUGGUUAAAGAACGCAACGAUGCUUCUGUCGACGGAACCGCCCAGUCAAUUGAUACCGGUGAAUAUAGUGACGAGGCCGUCAUUGAGCUUAAGACCCGGAUCCAACAAUCGUCCCGGGCCAAAUGAGCUUCCUGACUAUGACGAUGCUGUCGUUAUCGAGGCGGAAGUCACCGAGCUCGCUCAUGUUACGACGACUUCAACAACUUCCGCGCCAAUAAAGACGGACCGUCACGAGAACGGCGCGAUAAUGACGGCCGUCAGUCUCGGGCUACCGUGCAUCGCCGAUCUGGAGUGCCGUAUGGCCGAUCCGAUGUCGCGGUGCAUCGGCGGCGUGUGCGACUGCAGCUUGCCGACCAACGGCAGUUGCAGCGCGCGGCGGACCGGCUGCGCGCCAGGCACGUUUCAGUGCCGGUCGUCCGGUAGCUGCAUCAGCUGGUUCUUCGUCUGCGACGGCCGCGCCGAUUGCUCGGACGGCUCCGACGAGGAGUGCACCGGUCCUCGCUGCCCGGUCCAGUCGUUCAGAUGCAACGACAGUAAUGUCUGCAUAUCGAGGUCCGGACUGUGCGACGGCAACCGCGACUGUCCUCGCGGCGAGGACGAGAUUGGCUGCAACAAUCGGCGAAAAUGUCCCGAGGGCGCGUUUAGAUGCAACAACGGUCAGUGCCUGCCGGCGUACGAAUUUUGCAACGCGGUGGUCUCCUGCAGGGACGGCAGCGACGAGCCCAGGGGAGCGUGCAGGACGCGCAACCGCGGCCGAAUCACCUCGAGAUACUGCCCGUUCAGAUGCGACAAUGGAAGGUGUCGUUCCGACGCAAUAACUUGCAGCGACCGAGACGGGUGCGGCGAUGGUUCCGACGAGAAACACUGCAGCGUCUGCAGAUGCGGCGCAACGAUUUAAUCUCGACCGACCGAUCUUCUCGUCAUAUCGUCCGACGAAAAGAGAAAGAGAGUGCGAAGAAGAGAGAGAGAGAAGCAAAGAGGAGCAAAUCACCAACCGGCUCGUCGAUGGUUUCGCGAAGUAAGUGCCUGAGAAUUGAGUAGACGGGCGCAAAAGUAAGUGUGACCAAAGAUCGUUAAGCCGUAUCGCGGUGACUCCGGCUUUCAAUGCUCCGCGAUUUUGAGACUGAAAGGACCGUUUUUACUACGAGAGAGCUGGGUACGACUCCGGCACCCAGAAUGAACAGAGAGAAUUUUCCGUCGCGCCUAUUGCGCGAGAUCUCGCAUUAAGUCGAACCGGGCCAGUGAUCGCCGCCGAAGUGAGUCGCGCUUUCAGGAGGAAUGAUUGCGCUCGUGUAAUAAUGGGACUUAAUCGCGUAUAGUAAUACCGUAAGACACGGGUACAGCUUGCACCAAGGGAUAACUUUGGUCGCCCCGGAUAAAACGCGUACUCAGGACUUAUCUUUGAAAUAUUUGGUAAUAGGUAGGAGUAGGAUCAAGUUUAAUGUGUAAAAAAGGAGUCAAAUUUAAUAAUCAAGUUUCAUUUUCUAUAGUUUCUAUUCUAUUCGAAUAAUAUUCAUAAGAAAUAAUAUUUCACGUAUUGCACUUGCGAAGUAACCGAUCUCGACCAGUUAAUUUCGAAUUUUAGAGUACCUGCAGGAUUCGAAAUGUACUUAUAAGUAGUUUCUAUCGUAGAGAAUCGAAUCUUUUAUAAGUUGUACUCGAAUUCUAAGAAUUAAGUUAGUUAAAAAAAUGUAUAAAAUGUGUAAAAAUUUUAAAUAACUUUUAUUAUAUAUUUUUAUCAUAUUUAAUUUCAACGAUUAAUAUUUGUAAUUAUCAAGAAAAUAAUAUAUUAUAAUAAUUGUCGCUCUAUGCAAACGUUUUGAUUCAAAGGAACAUAAAACUUCUAGUAAAGUGCUCAUAAAAGAUUCGAAUAUAUUUGAUCCAGGUUCGAGUCCAUUUGGAAAUAAUACUUUUGUUUUUUAAAGUAUUGAAGAGAGGAUUCGAAUCUAUUUCGUCCAAAAUUGAGUCUACUUAAAAAAUACUUUUAUUUUUCAAAAUAUUUAUAGAAAGUUAAAAAAUUAUACCAACAGAUUCGAAUCUACUUGUAAGAUACUUAAUUCCGUUGCUAGCAAUAGAGUAUUGUAUAUGUCCGAGAUCCCUACUUUAAUAAAUAAAAUUAAUAAUAUAAUAUAAAUUUUUAGAUAUAAAGAUAUGAUUAAUAUUAUUAUGUUAUUUGAGAGAGAUGCUAAAUUGUGUCUAAGCCGUGUAAGAUAAACCCUGAGUACCAUUUCAUAUAUGUCAAACGAUAAUUUUGAAAACGUUAGAUCAUUCUAAUUGUAAGACGAAGAUUCGGAGUUUCGAGUAUAUGUUGCACCAUGUAUUUAGCACACGGAAGACGCAAUAUCGUAAAUAAAGUCAUACACUGGCAAUAUCUGCAUUUAGAAGAUAGUCCAAAAAUAAAGUCUAAAACAUCGCAUAUAUAUUCAAAUUCAAUAUUAUCCUGCGAAGCGUACCAAAGUGAUAAUACGUCUUCCGUUUGAAUCUCAAUGACGCACUUUAUUUAUUAACGUAAAUAUUAGAACAUUAGAAGUCGCUCGAGGAGAAUAAUAGAUAUUUCAUAAAUGUCAGAAGUGUACAAAUAAUAUAAAAUUGUCGGAGCAACAAGAUUAUAAACAAUUACUUUUGUACAAUUUUGUCAAUUAUUAUUUCAAUAGGACAUCUGACGCGUUUUAUAUAUUUAUCUUGUAAUCUACAUCGUACGUAUCAAGACACAAAAUAAUAUGUAACUUAAUAAAUUCUAAUAAAAUAUAAAAAUCUG
Molecule: messenger RNA, 3677 nt
Organism: Temnothorax curvispinosus
Lineage: Eukaryota; Metazoa; Arthropoda; Insecta; Hymenoptera; Formicidae
Gene: ImpE1
Exons: 8
Coding region: 267-1817 (516 amino acids)
Molecular function (GO): protein binding
Source: RefSeq, a predicted model, not a curated record